This is a messenger RNA of Trichophyton rubrum CBS 118892, 1053 nucleotides long. RefSeq lists its product as uncharacterized. Gene Ontology annotation, molecular function: RNA cap binding; mRNA binding. Bases 1 to 1053 code for a protein of 350 amino acids. Lineage: Eukaryota; Fungi; Ascomycota; Eurotiomycetes; Onygenales; Arthrodermataceae. Gene Ontology annotation, cellular component: nucleus; nuclear cap binding complex. The record is from RefSeq and is a predicted model, not a curated record. Gene Ontology annotation, biological process: mRNA export from nucleus; nuclear-transcribed mRNA catabolic process, nonsense-mediated decay. The transcript has a single exon.
AUGUUGCGGUUCCUGGGGUGUUUGCAGGGCCUGUUUGAAGGCGAUGGUAUAUUCCCGGUGCUGGAGGAGCUAUUUUCACGUGCUGUCGACCUUCAGACUGGCUCGUCUGAGGAUUCUCUGGGAUUGGAGCUUGUCAGCAUCAUUCUCUAUACCAUUCCUUACGUCAUGGCCUCGUCUGCCACCGGAUUCGAGUCUCAAGCUUCUGCUCUCCUGGAAAAGACGGAUAUCAUUGCCUCAACCCCCCAUACCCUUGAAGCAAUUGUUGACCCUUUUCCUAAGAAACAAGGCGAAGAUGAAGGCGGCAGAUUAAGCUCCUUAGGUCUGCUUCAGAAACAGCUGCAAGAUGAAGCUGCCCAAUCGUGGAAGCUUGCCUGUAUUCCGAGACCGUGGAAAGAACCGCUCGCCCAAAAGGAGCCAAAGGAAAAUGGGGACGAGGAAGAGAAAAAGGAAAAUGAAGAAACUCCCAAGACUCCUACGAAACACGCUUUUCCGACAAUCGCGGUCCCUAACCCAGUCAAGACUGGGCCUAGGGCUAUUUUCCCUGAGAUCUACUUCUCCGUCUAUACUCAUCAAGACAUUGACACAGUUCCUCCGACAUCCAAUAUUGCAUCGUCAUUGGUCCGAGACGCAUUGGUUGACACCAUCAAUGUUCUUGACUUCAACCGAAAUGCAACGGCCAAAUUCCUAAUCGAUGUGGACUGCUACUUUGCACCAGAUACCUUUGUCAAGCGAGCUGUCCCUGUAGACCAACUGCGUGACUCUCCAUCUCCUCAGAAAUCAACCUGGAAACCAGAGGAUGUUGCUGUUGACGCUGCCUUCUCCCAGCUCCUGCGGCUGCCAUUCCCAGAACAUAAAUUAGUAUAUUACCAUUCUGUGCUUACGGAAUCUUGCAAGAUUGCUCCCGCCGCAGUUGCUCCUAGUUUGGGACGUGCGAUUCGAUUCUUGUACCGAAAUAUUGAUCAGCUGGACCUUUCACUUGCCUAUAGAUUCUUGGAUUGGUUCUCCCACCACCUGAGCAACUUCGGUUUCACGUGGAAGUGGACUGAAUGGUAA